UUCACUUUGCAGCGUGCAGAAUGAGGGACCAUUUUCCUGCCGUAUUUACCCAGACUAGGGACCACUCCCCUUGCUAUCCCAGGAGACACAGCCCAAGUCCAGAAUCUGAAGAUUCUACAUUGAAAAUGCUCAAAUAGGACGUAACUGUUCUAAGUUAACAACUAAUUUCCAGUCAGUGAGUAAUUUUUUUCCUGAAACAUCCACUCGGUGGAAAACAAAUGAAGAGGGGAAAAAAUUAAGUAAACAAAUCUGAAAACGAGGCCACGACACACAAGAGAUGGAGGCGCCUCUACACUUAACGGGCGAGAGAAGACGGCGCUCCCAGGUUUAUAUCAAACAAAACCGUGGUUUCAACUGGCCCUGACUGAGCCUCACCCGAUGAAUGACUUCCAGUGCCUCUGUCUCUCUGGGACCAAGAGGAGGGAAUUAUUUUUAGCACAACUAUUUGAAAAUCUCUGAGAACUUGGAUCUGUUUUUCUGUCUGGUACCAAAGCAAGAUUUUCUCUGAGCUCUCAUGAAAGAUCCUCAGUCUAUUGUGGAUUUAGAAUUCUGGAGCAACCCCCACCCCAGAGCAAGAGCCAAAGAUGUUUGUCUUGCUCUAUGUUACAAGUUUUGCCAUUUGCGCCAGUGGACAACCGCGGGGUAAUCAGUUCAAAGGAGACAGCUACUCCCCAAGGUAUAUCUGUAGCAUUCCUGGCCUGCCUGGGCCUCCAGGCCCCCCUGGAGCGAAUGGUUCCCCCGGGCCCCAUGGUCGGAUCGGCCUUCCAGGACGAGAUGGUAGAGACGGCAGGAAAGGAGAGAAAGGUGAAAAGGGGGCUGCAGGUUUGAGAGGUAAGGCUGGACCCCUGGGCCUUGCUGGAGAGAAAGGGGACCAAGGAGAGACUGGGAAGAAGGGACCCAUAGGACCUGAGGGAGAGAAAGGAGAAGUAGGUCCUCCUGGGCCUCCUGGACCAAAAGGAGACAGAGGAGAGCAAGGGGACCCGGGGCUGCCUGGAGUGUGUCGAUGUGGAAGCAUCGUGCUCAAAUCUGCCUUUUCUGUUGGCAUCACAACCAGCUACCCAGAAGAAAGGCUGCCAAUUAUAUUUAACAAGGUCCUCUUCAAUGAGGGAGAGCACUACAACCCUGCAACGGGAAAGUUCAUCUGUGCCUUCCCAGGGAUCUAUUAUUUUUCUUAUGAUAUCACAUUGGCAAAUAAGCACCUGGCCAUUGGGCUGGUACACAAUGGGCAGUAUCGGAUAAAGACCUUUGAUGCCAACACAGGAAACCAUGAUGUGGCUUCAGGGUCCACAGUCAUCUAUCUGCAGCCAGAGGAUGAAGUCUGGCUGGAGAUAUUCUUCACUGACCAGAAUGGGCUCUUCUCAGACCCAGGUUGGGCUGACAGCUUGUUCUCUGGAUUUCUCCUGUAUGUUGACACAGAUUAUCUAGACUCCAUAUCAGAAGACGAUGAGCUCUGAUGAGGACUGUUGGUCUGAAAUGUCCCAAGAUCCUUAUGGCAGACACUUUGAUUUAAUCUGGGGCCCUGGAAGUUGGAAGCAGCGGAAAUAAGAUCCAAAAAGACACCCACUCAGAUUCCAGAGCAUUUACAGACAAUUCUAGCAGAAUCUGUUAACACAAGUUGAACCAGCAAACCAUUGAAACCACACUAAAAUGAAUUAUAUCAAAAAACCCCACAUAUGUUCUCUCAAAAGUGAUGUUCAUAAAUAUUUAAACAAAUUAAAGACAAUGUUACAAAUUUUCUAUUAAAUUUCUUGAGUCCUAAAACCAGCUGGCAAUGAUAUUGUCUCAUUAAAUCCUCAUAAAAUUG
This is a messenger RNA of Capra hircus (goat), 1804 nucleotides long. RefSeq names its product C1q and tumor necrosis factor related protein 7 (gene C1QTNF7). The record is from RefSeq and is a predicted model, not a curated record. NCBI's taxonomy places the organism in Eukaryota, Metazoa, Chordata, Mammalia, Artiodactyla, Bovidae. The coding region runs from base 585 to 1454 and encodes 289 amino acids. Gene Ontology annotation, molecular function: protein binding. The transcript is spliced from 3 exons.